Messenger RNA from Helianthus annuus (common sunflower), 2955 nucleotides. Its product is annotated as protein PHOX1. The record is from RefSeq and is a predicted model, not a curated record. Bases 546 to 2621 code for a protein of 691 amino acids. Gene Ontology annotation, molecular function: protein binding. Lineage: Eukaryota; Viridiplantae; Streptophyta; Magnoliopsida; Asterales; Asteraceae. The transcript is spliced from 2 exons.
UACACAAGGGUCAAAUCCAAGAUGAAGAAGAAGCUAAAUCUUUUCUAAUUGUUUUCCCGGUGAAAGUCUGCAAUUCUGAGGUUUUUCCAACCAAACUUCACAUCUUUUUCAUAACCCAGAUAAGUUUUUCUUAAUUCCAUUCCAAAUUUAUUCAAUUUUCCCACAAGAUUUUGAGUUACAUAGAGAAAAUUGCCUGUAGUUGCUUAAGGGUUAUCUUCUUUCUUCUCUGAAUCACAGAUUUAUUUAUGCUCAUUGUUGAUUGAUUCAAUCAAAUCUUUGAUUCAGUGAACAGGGUCAUUUGGGGAUUUAGUUUUAAUGUUUGUUAGAAUAAUUAAAGACUCAUAGUAAAGGUGUUCAAUUUGAAAUUUGUUUAUGGGUUUGAUGAUUUAUGAUCAAAGGAAGCAUAAAUUACAGAUCUUGGAUAGAAGAUUUUAAGAAAAGUUUAAAUCUUUAGGGUUCUUGAAUUUAUUUUUUUUAUAGAUUCUGAUAAUUUCAGAUUUAUUGUUAAAAAAAAAAAAAAAAAUUGUUUAAGUGUAGGUUAGAAAAUGGGGAAACAAUCAAGAAAAAGCAAAAAAGUAGGAUCAAAAUCAACAGAUGAUGUUAAUUUAAAGCAAAACAAACAUGAUGAUGGUAAUAACAUCAAGAUUUACGAUAAUGACACUGCGGUUUUCAUUUCGAUGGCACAAGAACUUAAGGAAGAAGGGAAUAAGUUGUUUCAAACAAAAUGUUACGAAGCAGCGAUAUUGAAAUAUCAAAAAGCCCUUAAAUUGCUUCCUGAGAACCAUUUAGAUGUUUCGUAUCUUCAUAGCAACAUUGCAGCGUGUUAUAUGCAAAUGGGUAUCACCGAUUUUCCUAGGGCUAUUCAUGAGUGUAAUUUGGCUCUUGAAGUCACACCGAAAUAUAGUAAAGCGCUCUUGAAACGAGCCAGGUGUUACGAGGCUUUGAAUCGGCUUGAUUUGGCUUUAAGAGAUGUUAAUGUGGUGUUAGAUAUAGAGCCGAAUAAUCUCAUGGCAACCGAGAUUCUAGAAAGAGUGAGAUCCCGAAUGGCGGAUAAGUUGACGGAAGGAAAAGUUAAUGAGUGUCAACAAGAAAUCGGUUCAAGUCAAAUCCCCGAUCCAUCGAAGGAGAAGGCACAUAAAAAGAAAAAGAACAAAAGCGACAAGAAAAGUGAAAAACUUGAUCAGGUUUCGACAGAGUUAAAAGAUUAUGAAAAAGACGAGAAAAAAACCGAAGAUAAGUUGGUUGUGAAGGAAAAAAUUAACGUGAGUAAUAUCAAAGAAGAAGAGCCGAAAAGGGUUGUGAAACUGGUGUACGGGGAAGAUAUACGAUGGGCGAAAAUUCCUUUCGAUUGUGAUAUUUUGAAAGUAAGAGAGAUUGUAAGUGAUCGGUUUCCCGUUUCGAAGGCUGUUCUUAUUAAAUACAAAGAUGAAGAAGGUGAUAUGGUGACUAUCACCACAAACGAAGAACUAAAAUGGGCCGAAUCAUCAACUUCUGAUCAACGGGGUGCGUUAAGGCUGUACAUUGUUGAAGUCAACCCCGAGCAAGAUCCGUUCUUCGACCAUAUCAGAAACCGAGAGAAAAGGCAAAAGCUUUUAAACUCGUCUGCGUGUAUCGAUGAUUGGAUUCUAGAGUUUGCUCAACUCUUCAAGAACUACGUCGGUUUCAACACGGAUUCAUAUUGGGAUCUUCAUCAGCUCGGUAUGAAGCUAUACUCAGAAGCCAUGGAGGAAACCGUGACAAGUGAUGAAGCUCAAGAGUUUUUUCAUCUUGCGGCUGAUAAUUUUCAAGAAAUGGUAGCUUUGGCUUAUUUUAAUUGGGGCAAUGUUCAUAUGUCAAGAGCACGGAAAAGGGUAUACGAUAGCGAGAACGGUUCUCGAGAAUCUAUACUUUUACAGAUUAAAGAUUCAUAUGAGUGGACACAAAUGGAGUAUUUGAAAGCGGGUGAGCGAUAUGAAGAAGCAAUUAAAAUCAAACCGGAUUUCUAUGAAGGUUUUCUGGCUCUCGGACAACAACGAUUUGAACAGGCGAAACUUUCUUGGUAUUAUGCGGUUGGCACUAAAACUAACCUUGAAACAUGGGAUUCAACCGAAACGGUUCGGUUAUAUAACGAGGCUGAAGAUAAUAUGGAAAAGGGUAUUAAAAUAUGGGAGGAGAUAGAAAUGAAGAGGGUUGGUGAAGUUUUGAGGCCGAAUAAGGUGAAAUUAGAGUUACAGAAGACGGAAUUGGGUAAAUAUGUUAAAGAUUUUACGCAAGAUGAAAUGGCUGAGCUGGCUGAAAAUAUGAGGUCGCGGGUGAAUGUUUUGUGGGGUACGAUGUUUUAUGAAAGAUCGAUGAUGGAGUAUAAACUCGGGAUUCCUGUUUGGCGUGAAUGUUUGGAGAUUGCGGUUGAAAAGUUUGAACUUGCUGGAGCUUCUCGUACGCAUAUUGCUGUCAUGAUAAAGAAUCAUUGUUCUAAUGAUGCUGCACCAGAAGGGGUGGGAUUCAAUAUCGAUGAGAUCGUGCAGGCAUGGAAUGACAUGUUUGAUGCAAAAAUGUGGCAAAUUGGUGUUCCUUCUUUUGUAUUAGAGCCAUUGCUUCAAAGACGAGUUCCCAAGAUUUUUCACACCUUAAAACACGCAUGAAGAUUUAAUGUGUGUUUUUUGUUAUUUUCGUGGGACGGAUCGUUGCAGCCUCAAACUUAUAGAAAAGUAGAAGGCUUUACUCUACAUUUUUACUGUUGGUGAAAGAUUAUAGUCGAUAGCUCCUCGGACACAAGAUAACGAAGCAAAAACUUACCUCUUCGUUUUUUUUUUCUACAAACUAACCCUUUUUUUAGUUGUAUAACUGUAUAAGUGUGUUUUUAUCCUUUUUCUGUCAGAUUGAGUGAUGCAAGUUCUUGUUUUGUAUUCUGUUUAUUUGGAGACUUGAAGUUGAGAUUAAUUGGACAAAAUGCCAUAAUUAUAGGUUCUUUAUUUA